UAUAGCCAACACAAUAAUUAUCACAAUAAAGUAGCAAUAAAUACUUCGGAUUUUAUCUGGGAAAAAAAAAACUCUCCUUUCUCUCUUUUUAUCUCCCUCUUUUCUUGGGAUCUUCUGAACAUUUAUAUAUCGUCCAUGCUCUAUCUUGUUCUUCCCGCUCAGAUUAUUUUUUGAAGGAAGAUCGAUCGCUGUCAACCCUUUUUGUCUCCUCUGUAAAUUUUUUGUUUUCUCUGUUCUAUUUUGUGGUACAAGCGAUAGGGAACAUCAAUCAUCCAUGGCUGAGAUCUCAAUGAACUCUGCAAACAACAACAGGGUUGUGUUGAAUGUCAACGAUGGCGAUGUGGGUCACAACUCUCUUCCGGCUUCGACCUCUGAAUCUCUUGAGAAACGAGAUUCAGCUCUCAGUUUCUCUGUACCUUUCAUUCAAAAGUUAAUGGCUGAAUUUUUUGGGACAUUCUUCUUGAUUUUUGCGGGGUGUGCUUCAGUGGCUGUAAAUGAUGAAUAUGAGAAAGUAGUGACACUUCCAGGAAUAUCAAUUGUAUGGGGAUUAGCUGUAAUGGUGUUGGUUUACUCUGUAGGUCAUAUCUCUGGUGCUCAUUUUAAUCCAGCAGUCACCAUUGCUUUUGCCUCUUGCAGGAGAUUUCCACUCAAGCAGGUACCGGCUUAUAUACUGGUUCAACUGCUAGGAUCAACACUAGCAGCUGGAACUCUUCGAUUGCUUUUUAACGGGCAGCAUCAAGUUUUUACGGGAACUGCUCCAUCCGGUUCUGACAUGCAGUCUUUUGGGAUUGAAUUCAUAAUCACCUUCUACCUCAUGUUCAUUAUAUCUGGUGUUGCCACAGAUAACAGAGCUAUUGGAGAACUUGCAGGGCUGGCCGUUGGCGCAACAGUGCUACUCAAUGUGAUGUUUGCAGGGCCAAUUUCCGGAGCAUCAAUGAAUCCGGCAAGAAGCCUGGGGCCUGCAAUUGUGUUCAGUCGAUACAAAGGGAUAUGGAUAUACAUUUUUUCGCCAGUUCUUGGAGCAAUAUCUGGCGCAUGGGUUUACAAUAUGGUGAGAUAUACAGAUAAACCACUGCGUGAGAUUACCAAGAGUAGUUCUUUUCUCAAGAGUGCACGUAGCUGUUCCACUUGACGCUCGUGUUAGCUUCAAGCAGCUGUUUCGAUUGUUUCAUGUUAAUAAUUAAUACGCACUACGAAGCUUACAACGGAGACAACAACGGGGAAUAUUUUUUCUAUUUCUUAUUUCCCUACUUUUUACUAUCGGUAGGUAUUGGAUCAAGAAUCAAAAGGACAUUAAUUGUUCAUCAUUUGUUUAGUAGCUUAAAAAUUUGGAAUUGGCUAGAAUGAUGUGCUGCAAUUAUUAAAAAGUCUUGUAGCUACUAGAAUUUGGGAAAAUUUUUGUAAUCUAAACAAUAUACAUUA
Carica papaya (papaya) is the source of this 1422-nucleotide messenger RNA. RefSeq names its product NOD26-like intrinsic protein 1;2 (gene NIP1;2). The record is from RefSeq and is a predicted model, not a curated record. Gene Ontology annotation, molecular function: channel activity. Gene Ontology annotation, cellular component: membrane. NCBI's taxonomy places the organism in Eukaryota, Viridiplantae, Streptophyta, Magnoliopsida, Brassicales, Caricaceae. Gene Ontology annotation, biological process: transmembrane transport.